GGCCUGGCCGGCGCCGUGUCCGCCCCUCUCGCCAGGCUGCGGCCCUGGGCCGGCGCCGCCCACUCCGGAGCCGGGGGAGGAGGGUGAUGUUCCCUUCCCCGCUCGCUGUGGUGCGGUCCCGGGGCGGGGCGGGGCGGAGUGGCAGCGGCGUGAGGCGCUGUCAGUGUCGGGUCCUGCAGCUCCGCGGAAGGAAGCGCCCAGAGCCCGCAGCAUGGAGUCGCACCGCUGGCUGCCCCUGGAGGCCAAUCCCGACGUCAUUAACCAGGCUUCUGGAAUCUUACAACUUAUGUUACAAAACCUGAAAUAAACUACAAACUGGAUAGCUGGACUGAAUAGUCCUUUUGACAGCCAAUUUCUCAAACAGUUAGGUAUACAUCCUGACUGGCAAUUUGUAGAUGUGUAUGGUAUGGAUCCAGAACUACUUAGCAUGGUGCCAAGACCUGUUUGUGCGGUGCUACUUCUCUUCCCAGUAACAGAAAAGUAUGAAACAUUCAGAACAGAAGAGGAAGAGAGAAUAAAAGCCCAGGGACAAAAUGUCAGAUCAUCAGUAUAUUUCAUGAAGCAAACCAUCAACAAUGCUUGUGGAACAAUUGGACUUAUUCAUGCUAUUGCAAACAAUAGAGAUAAAAUGAACUUCGAAUCAGAUUCUACACUGAAAAAAUUCCUGGAGGAAUCGUUACCUAUGAGUCCUGAAGAGAGAGCCAAAUAUUUAGAAACCUAUGAAGCUAUUCGUGUUACUCAUGAAUCCAGUGCCCAUGAAGGUCAGACUGAGGCACCAAGCAUAGAUGAAAAAGUAGAUCUUCACUUUAUUGCGUUAGUUAACGUAGGCGGUCAUCUCUAUGAAUUAGAUGGGCGCAAACCUUUUCCAAUAAACCAUGGACAAACUAGUGAUGACACUUUUUUAGAGGCUGCAGUAGAAGUUUGCAAGAAGUUCAUGGAACGUGACCCAGAAGAAUUAAGAUUUAAUGCAAUUGCUCUGUCUGCAGCUUAAUUAUCCCAUUUGGAAAAGCUGCACCACUAAUAUAUUGUAACAAAAUAAAAAUAUUGCCAUAUAUUAUGUAUGACUUUUGAUACUUUCACUAACAUGUUGAUGAAUUUGAGCAUAUGGUGGAUUAAAUCUUGAAUUAGUC
Trachemys scripta elegans is the source of this 1130-nucleotide messenger RNA. RefSeq names its product ubiquitin C-terminal hydrolase L3 (gene UCHL3). Gene Ontology annotation, biological process: ubiquitin-dependent protein catabolic process; protein deubiquitination. The transcript is spliced from 10 exons. Bases 407 to 991 code for a protein of 194 amino acids. The record is from RefSeq and is a predicted model, not a curated record. Lineage: Eukaryota; Metazoa; Chordata; Testudines; Emydidae. Gene Ontology annotation, cellular component: cytoplasm. Gene Ontology annotation, molecular function: cysteine-type deubiquitinase activity.